This is a messenger RNA of Cloeon dipterum, 1459 nucleotides long. Its product is annotated as heme transporter FLVCR1-like. Gene Ontology annotation, molecular function: heme transmembrane transporter activity; heme binding. NCBI's taxonomy places the organism in Eukaryota, Metazoa, Arthropoda, Insecta, Ephemeroptera, Baetidae. The record is from RefSeq and is a predicted model, not a curated record. Gene Ontology annotation, cellular component: membrane. Gene Ontology annotation, biological process: heme export; transmembrane transport. Bases 1 to 1365 code for a protein of 454 amino acids. The transcript has 7 exons.
AUGAUGCAGGCAGAGGACAACUCGCGGCUGGACCCCAAGGAGGAGGAGCUGGAGGACAAGGUGGAGCGGGAGUCGCGGCCCGAGUUCAGGGUGUACAAGCGGCGGUGGCUGGUGCUGGCGCUCUACCUCGGCUACGUGGUCAUCAGCGCGUUCCAGUGGAUCCAGUACGCCAUCAUCACGGACGUCAUCGAGACCUACUACGACGUGCCGUCCAUCGCGGUCAACUGGACCUCCAUGAUCUUCAUGCUGGCCUUCGUCGUCACCAUUUUCCCGGCCACUUGGUUCUACAACAAAGUGGGUCUCAGGGUGGCGCUGCUGAUGGCGAUGGGCGGCACGUGUGUGGGCACCUGGAUCAAGGUGUUCUCGGUGCGACCUGACCUCUUCUGGGUCACCAUGCUGGGCCAGACGAUCGUGGCGCUUUGUCAGAUGUACGUGCUGAGCAUUCCGGUGCCGCUGGCCGCCACCUGGUUCGGCCCCAACGAGGUCUCCACCGCCUGCUCCAUCGGCCUUCUCGGCCCUCAGAUUGGAGGCGCUCUCGGUUUUUUCAUCCCGGUGGCGCUGAUGCCGAACGACAAGGAGGACAUCCCUGGCAUCGAAAGGGGUCUUUCGUACAUGUUCUUCGGCUGCUCCAUCUUUGCAACGGUGGUUUUCGUGCUUCAACUGAUAUUUUUGCAGGCUGCACCGCCGACGCCGCCGAGCUACGCGCAGGCGAGUCGCAACAACGAAAGAGAGUCGUUGCAGCACUACGUCACGUCGCUUUGGAAACUGAUGAAAAAUGUGCACUUUGUGCUCAUAUUCGCCGCCUACAGCAUCAACCUUGCCGUCUUCUCGGCCAUCACCACUUUCCUCAACCAAAUGAUUACUCCACUUUAUGAGGAGGACGCCCAAGAUGACGCAGGAUACAUGGGCGUUUUGAUAACCCUGACAGGGCUGGUCGGAUCAGUCUUGGUUGGCUUCAUCUUGGACCGAACCAGACGAUAUAAAGAGAUGAACAUAAUUGUGUACGCUCUCUCGGCAGCCGCGACGAUCGCCUUCACGUUCGUUUUGCGCGCAGGCAAUCUCCCUUUGUUGUACGUCACCACGGCGGUGUUCGGUUUUACAAUCGUCGGAUAUCUGCCGGCCGCGUUUGAAUUCGCGGCCGAGCUGACCUACCCUGAACCUGAGGCGAGUUCGGCCGGCCUGAUGACCUUCGGCUGCCAAAUUCUUUCCGUUUUGUUCACGCUGGCCUACGACUGGUUGUUCAAGCCCUUCGGCGACCUGGCCAGCAACCUUUUCAUGAGCGGAUCUCUGCUGCUUGGCACACUGCUCACCUUUUUCGUCAAGUCAGACCUGAGGAGACAGCGAGCCGAGCAUGCGCACCAAUAGAAAAGCAGAUUAAAAUAAACGAUCAUUUUGUGAUUGAAUUUUUAGACUGUACAUACUUUGUUGAAAAAUAAAUUUAUUCUGAUUGUGAGAGCGA